Molecule: messenger RNA, 1986 nt
Organism: Pyrenophora tritici-repentis Pt-1C-BFP
Lineage: Eukaryota; Fungi; Ascomycota; Dothideomycetes; Pleosporales; Pleosporaceae
Product: DUF2235 domain containing protein
Source: RefSeq, a predicted model, not a curated record
AUGGCUUCAAAAGACACUGAACAGACGAAAUCGUCCAAUAUUCCUCCACAAGUGUUUGUUCCUACUCCUCAUAACAACCCUAUGGACUACGGAGCAGUGUCACGCCAGCAGGGCCAUGUGACCAAAAAGUUUGUGUUGUGCUUUGAUGGCACAGGCAACAAGUUCUCUGGUACAGAUGCAGACAGCAAUAUCCUCAAGAUAUAUCGAAUGCUUGACCGCAAUGGAGAUGAUCAGUUUCAUUACUAUCAGCCCGGAAUCGGCACCUACGUUACCAAGGCAGACGGUUCCAUGACCCGAACAGGACGAUGGGAUAAGUUCCAGUCUUGGUAUGCCAAGGCCAAAGACAGUGCAAUUGGAACUUCGUUUGACAUGCACGUCAUGGCAGGAUACAGAUUUCUCAUGCGAUACUACACUCCUGGUGACGACAUAUACUUUUUCGGUUUCUCGCGAGGCGCAUACACGGCGCGUUUUCUUGCUGAGAUGCUCGAUCACGUUGGCCUUUUGUCGGCAGGCAAUGAAGAAAUGUGCCAGUUUGCAUGGAAAACAUUUCAGAAGUGGCAAUGCCGCCUACCAGACGAGAAGCGUAAGGACCGCACGCCUGGCGAAAAGUCGGAAAAGCACAAACUCCUAGAGUUCAUGUGCGCUUUCAGGGAGACUUUCAGUCGCCCAGUCAAGCCAAUCCGCUUUCUUGGUCUCUUCGACACAGUUAACAGUGUCCCAGCGUUUGAAAAUGCAUGGAUGCAGCGCAGUAGAUUCCCCUACACCGCGCGAAGUAGCGCUGUCGUCAUUCGACACGCAGUCGCCAUAGACGAGCGUCGAGCAAAGUUUCGACAAGAUCUUGUGUCACAAGAGAAGCCUGACAGAUCCAUGUACUACAAACGCCGUCGUAAGCAUCUACAGCACAUGAAGGAAAUGGCCCAUGACUGUACCGAACAACAGUACAUGGACGAGACGGACAAGGAGGAACAGGGUAACAGAGGUCGACGGGAAACACUGGCUCCUCCUGAAGUGUUCAGAAACCCGCAUGACACUUCAGGUGUGCGCAGUCAGAGUAGGGGAUACUCUGCAGAUGGAAAUUAUCGUUCCGGUACACCCUCUAUGCGCUCGUAUGAAGGUGCACAUACGUUCAACUCAGAGGAGGAAGAUCAAGACAUACAAGAGGUCUGGUUUCCAGGGUGCCACGCUGACAUUGGUGGAGGCUGGCCACUUGGUGACGACGACGCAGCUUUGAGCCACGUUCCCCUCGUGUGGAUGGUACGCGAAGCGCAAAAAGCCGGCCUCGAAUUCGACGAAGAGAAGCUGGAAGCUCUAGGUUGUUACCUCGAAGAGUCCCACAUCAGCGGCGGAAAGACACACAUCAACGUCCCAACCAUCGAAGUCGCCCCCGCGUCACCACUGCCCAACACCAGCUCAGGCGCCGCGUCAUCCGGUAUGACCGGCUACACCGACGACGACAACAUCCUCUCCCAUCACCAAGAAUGGCCAGAUACCCAUUUCCACCGCCACCUCCAUGAAGCCGCCACCAAAGGCCGCAUCCACGACGUGCUGCAGUUCAACAACGGUGCCACCCGCAUGGGCGUCAUAUCCUGGAAUAUUAUGGAAUAUCUACCCUUCCGACGCAUGGAUCUUCAAGAAGAUAGUACCUGGAAAGCCAUUCGCUGGCCGCUUCCCAAAGGCGAAACACGCGACAUCCCCGCCAACGCCGUCAUACACAGCAGCGUUAUUAAGCGUAUGCGCGCUGAUCCUACCUACCGGCCUGGCAACCUCAUCGUCGGGGGUGGCGGCCGCGGCGUUAGACACGCGCCCAAGGAUUUGGGUAUGGGCAAGUGGAUAAUUGUUUGCGAUGAAGGUGACCAUGUGGCCGAGUGCUUUGUGAGGAGAUUUCCGCCUGAGAGGACAAAGACAGAGGAGAUGGAAGCGUCUGUGAGUGCAGGUGGGCCACAGGGAAAUUAUUUUGCGGGAAGGAAACGGUCGACUGCUGUGUAG